Messenger RNA from Neopelma chrysocephalum (saffron-crested tyrant-manakin), 1461 nucleotides. RefSeq names its product family with sequence similarity 102 member B (gene EEIG2). The record is from RefSeq and is a predicted model, not a curated record. The transcript is spliced from 11 exons. Bases 4 to 1185 code for a protein of 393 amino acids. NCBI's taxonomy places the organism in Eukaryota, Metazoa, Chordata, Aves, Passeriformes, Pipridae.
GGCAUGGGAGCGGAGCGGGGCGGCCGGCGCGGAGCGGAGCUGCCGUGGGGGCGGCCCGCGGGCGGCCCCUGGCCCAUGGCCUUCAUCAUGAUGAAAAAGAAGAAGUUCAAGUUCCGCGUGGAGCUGGAGCUGGACGAGCUUUCCUCCGUGCCUUUCGUCAACGGCAUCCUCUUCUGCAAGGUGCGGCUGCUGGACGGGGGCAGCUUCAGCGGGGAGUCCUCCCGGGAGGUAGUGCAGGCAAACUGUGUCCGCUGGAAGAAAAAGUUCUUAUUUAUGUGUAAAAUCAGUGCCAGUGCCACAACAGGGAUUCUGGAUACUUGCACUUGCAGGGUGUCUGUACGGAAGGAAUUAAAAGGAGGAAAGGCAUAUGCAAAGCUGGGAUUUGCAGAUCUAAAUCUAGCAGAGUUUGCUGGAUCGGGAAUUACCACUCGUCGCUGUUUACUGGAAGGUUAUGAUACCAAAAAUACAAGACAAGACAACUCCAUUCUCAAAGUUUUGAUCAACAUGCAGCUCAUGUCUGGAGACCCAUGCUUUAAAACGCCUCCUUCCACAGCAACAUCUAUAGCAAUUGCUGGAGAAUCAGAAUCUUUGCAUGAAGACAGGAAAGGUGGAGAAAACUUAAAAGUAGCACAUCUGGGAAUAGCAGAUAUCUCAUCAAAGAGUGCCUCUGUCCCAGAUGAACUUGGUGCAUGUGGACAUUCCAGAACAUCAAGCUAUGCAAGUCAGCAAUCAAAACUGUCAGGAUAUAGCACAUGUCACUCUAGAUCAUCCAGUCUGUCUGAACUCUGCCACAGGAGGAACACCUCAGUUGGGAGUACCUCAGUGGGGAGUACCUCAACAGGAACUGGAAGUAUUCUAGAGCCAUGUGAAGAGCCUGAGCCAAAAGUAACUGAAGCUAAUGUUGAUACAUCUCCUGAAGAUGCACCAUCAGAAAAACAAUGCAGACAUCCUGUAAAGCAAGACUCUGUGGAGUCACAGCUUAAGAGGGUUGAUGCUACCAGAGUUGAUGCUGAUGAUAUAGUUGAAAAAAUACUUCAGAGUCAAGACUUCAGUUUAGACUCAAGUGCAGAAGAAGAAGGUUUAAGAUUAUUUGUGGGCCCUGGUGGAAGCACUUCUUUUGGAAGCCAUCAUCUGCCUAACAGAGUAGGAUCUGGAGCAUAUGAGCAGGUGGUGAUAAAACGUUGAACUAGAAUGACAAACAAGGAAAACUUCGAGCUCUGGUGUUGAUACUUCUGGUUUUGUUUGCUCUGUUGCAAGAGUUGAGAAACACAAAAUUAACUCAAUGUGAUAUUUUUCUGAAAAGGAAUGGAAUGCCUCUUGCUCCUAGAGCAUCAUCUUCUGUGGUAUGAAGGCAAUGUGUAACUGUGUAUACCUUGUGAGAGCACUUGGACUGUUUUUGUAAGCUCUAUCUGAUGUUAUUGGAAUUACUUUCUGUGUGAAACAUCUUUGGAAGCAUGAUGA